Messenger RNA from Drosophila montana, 2853 nucleotides. RefSeq names its product reversed polarity (gene repo). NCBI's taxonomy places the organism in Eukaryota, Metazoa, Arthropoda, Insecta, Diptera, Drosophilidae. Gene Ontology annotation, molecular function: RNA polymerase II transcription regulatory region sequence-specific DNA binding; DNA-binding transcription factor activity, RNA polymerase II-specific. The record is from RefSeq and is a predicted model, not a curated record. Bases 382 to 2340 code for a protein of 652 amino acids. Gene Ontology annotation, biological process: regulation of transcription by RNA polymerase II. The transcript has 2 exons.
AUUGCUCGCCGCUGAUUGGUCGAGACUGCCUGCGCUGCGUCGCUGCUGGCGAAUUGGUAUAAAAGGGCAAUCAUCGCGACUUGUGUGCUCAAUUAAGGCCACAGUCACAGACUCGAACGGUUGAUCGUGCCCGGAGCUGGCUUUUUUUUGGCAGCGAGCGACUGAGUGUUAAAAGGAGCGGCAAAUGCAAUUGCGCGUGCGCCAAAAACUAAAUGCAAUUAAUUCAUUUACAACAAUUAGCGGCAAAUUGAUUUUGAUUUUGAUUUUGGCUUUGCGCGCACUUUGAUUAAAAACUAAAUGGAUUAACACUAAAACAAACUCUGAGUGCGUAACGGUAAUUGUGUGUGUGUGUGUUAGUGUGUGUGUGUGCGUUCCUUUGAAAUGGAGCACGCCGGCUUCGAUGAUCAAAUCUUCGGGGACUUCAGCAGCGGCCCACUAAGUCCACUGGGCGCCAGCAAACCCCUUCUGCCGACCUCCACGGCAACGGUCACGCACAGCAGCCUGCAUCCUGUGAUGCUCGGCAGCGUCGUCCACGAGCUGUGCAGUCAGCAGCAGCAGCAGCAGCAGCAGCGACUGCCGGAUUGCAAUACCAUACUCCCGAAUGGAGGCGGCGGCGGCUCGGGAUCGCCAAACUAUGGACUUGGCAACAAGAUGGGCUGCUUUUCGCCCAGCCAGAAAUACGAGUAUAUAACGACGCCCCAGAAGCUGGUCGAGCAGCAGCAGCAGCAGCAGCAGCAACAGCCCCAGCAACAUCAUCAGCACUACGCCGUAACGCCGCCGCCUCCGCUCUCCCAUCCCCACAAUCCCCACAAUGGCAUGCUGCAGCAUAAGCCCAGCCAGCAGCAACAGCAGCAGCAGCAGCAGCAGCAGCAGCUGGUGGGGAUCAUGAGCGACUAUCAUACGAUGAACAGCAAGCUGGAGUAUUCGCCGAAGGAUCCGUAUGAGCCGCAGCAGCACGUUCAGCUGCAGCAUCAGCAGCAGCAUCAGCUGUACGGCGGCAGUCCGCAUCACAGUCAUGCUCACGGGCACGUGGCCCAUGUCCAUGAGGAUGCCGGCAAUGGCAACGGACUGCUCGAGUCGUCGCCGCUGCUGCUCGGCGGCACGUCCAGCGGCAAGCACAAGAAGCCGGAUGAUAUGUGCGUACAGCUGGAGAACGGAUCGUCUACGCCCAACGGCAUCGCCAAUGGCAAUCCCAACAGCAGCAGCAGCGGCAGCAGCGCCAGCAACAACAACAACAACAACAAUAAUAAUAAUGUGGCCAACAAUUCCUCCGUUCCGGCGAAUGGCGGAGCGGGCGCAGGAGGCGCUGCUGGCGGCGGCGGCGCUGCUGGCGUCGUCCCUGUGACAGCUGCCAAAAAGGACAACAACAACAAGAAGAAGGGCGAUCCGAAUGGCAUCAAAAAGAAGAAAACGAGAACUACGUUCACGGCUUAUCAGCUGGAGGAAUUGGAGCGUGCUUUUGAGCGUGCCCCGUAUCCGGAUGUGUUUGCGCGCGAGGAGUUGGCGAUUAAGCUGAAUCUGAGCGAGUCCCGGGUGCAGGUUUGGUUCCAGAAUCGGCGGGCCAAGUGGCGCAAGCAUGAGCCACCCCGGAAGACGGGCUACAUCAAGACGAAUACGCCGCCGACGGCGGCACUGAAUAGCACAUUGGCACCGCCGUUUGCCAGUUUCCCGCAGACGACAACGGUCACGCCGCCGGGCAGCAUGGACAGCUGGACAAGCUAUCAGACACCCUACGAGCUGAGUCCACAGUUCAGCCUGCUCUCGCCGGCGGCCAGUCCCUACGGCACCUAUUCCGGCCAGUACGGCACCUACGUGCACGAGAGCCAACUCUUCCCCAUGCGCCACUUCGACUACGGCAGCCCGCCACGCAUCGAUAUGAACGGUGCCGGCGGCGGCGGCGGCGGCGGCGGCGGCGGCGGCGGCGGCGGCGGCGGCGUCGGCACAGCCAGCGGCAAUGCGGAGGCAGCUGAAGCGGGCAACGGUUACCAGACGACAGAUCUGCAGCAGCAGCAGCAGCAGCAGCACCUCGACGGUUCCGGCAGCACCCAGCUGAUAACGGUGCAUCAGCAGCUUAAUGGCAAGUAUCUCAGUGCCGAGGAGGCUAAGUAUGUCCAGGUGCAGUGCCAGCCGCCGACGGGACUGGACGACAAUGGCGCUGCCUGUCACAUGGAUGCGCAUCAUUAUGUCAGCGCAGUCGCGGCUGCGGCAGCGGCAUCCGGCAGCGAUGACAACGACAGCGGCCUGCAUACUGUGAUCAAGAGCGAGGAUGCAGGAGGAGUCGCUGUGCAGCAGCAGCAGCAGCAGGCGCAAAGCUAUGUCCUGCCGCCUUUUUUGAACUAAGGGAAAUGCUCACACAUCGACGUCGGCAGCAGCGGCGCUCUGCCUCUGUCGCUGCCAGUGUCUACGCAGCAGCAGCACGCUUUAAGCGGCCAUUUUGAGUUUUUUUCUUGCGUGCGUGUGCAGCAUUUCAAUAACAGUCAAACAGUGCUAGAAAAUGUUAAACAAUUAGCUGGGCGGAUCUGCCGCCUUUUUCGAACUAAGAGAAAUGCUCACACAGCGACGCUCUGCCUCUGUCGCUGCCAGUGUCUACGCAGCAGCAGCACGCUUUAAGCGGCCAUUUUGAGUUUUUUUCUUGCGUGCCUUUGCAUGCGUGUGUGUGUGUGUGCAGCAUUUCAAUAACAGUCAAACAGUGCUAGAAAAUGCCAAAUAUAUAGAAAAUGUGGAUCACAGCCAGUGUUGUUGCCAUUGGUUCCUUGUAACAUUUAAGCGUAGUUUAGUUGACCGACAACAACAAAAUCGACAAGUCUUGCCACAACUUAAUGCUACUUUAUUAGUCUUAGUUUCCAAAGAAAA